UUUCUUGACGAGGUUCACGUUGACAUGCAGACGUGUGAGGAGCUGAGGACUCCCUCACCCACCAGCCAGUUGCCAAACUAUGUCCCAAACGGAAAGUACGGAUUCUCAGAGAAGGUUGUGGAUGGUAUCUUCCUCUGUGUCAACUCUGUGAUAGUCAACUUCACGUCUCCUGCCUUUCAUGCCUGCCUACAGCUGUCGCGGGUGCAGGUGCGCAGCGUGUCGCCGCAGUGGCAGACGGCAGACCUGCGCAUGACGCGCGUACGCGACGCGACGAGAGGGGAAGUGCUCACCUUCAAGGAGAUGGACUGGCAGACGCUGCGCAUCGAGGCGACGUCGGUCGCCGCGGGCGACGCCACGACGACGCCGCUGCGCCUCAUCACCAACCAGGCGCGCUGCCGGAUCACUAUCAAGAAACGCCUCACAGGUAGCAAUGAGCGACUAGUUUAA
Molecule: messenger RNA, 447 nt
Organism: Priapulus caudatus
Lineage: Eukaryota; Metazoa; Priapulida; Priapulimorpha; Priapulimorphida; Priapulidae
Product: UHRF1-binding protein 1-like
Exons: 4
Source: RefSeq, a predicted model, not a curated record